AUCUGCUCAAAGCGUCAACUCAACUUGGCCAUGGCGGCAUCCAAGAAGGCCGUAUACGUGGCAGCGACCAGACAGCAUGUCGGCAAGACCAGCACGUGUCUGGGGCUUCUGCAGGGUCUCACAAACCGGUUCGACCACAUUGGCUUCCUAAAACCUGUGGGACAGCAGUCGGUGCUCGUCGAAAACAACGUUCGCGUGGACAAGGACGUUCGUGUCGCCAAAGAGAUCUUUGGGCUAGAUCGAUGCGAUUAUGCAGACAUGAGCCCUGUCGUGAUUCCACCAGGGUACACGCGGGACUACCUCGAUGGCAAAAUCUCUCUCGAGUCGCAGCUGUCGAAAAUCCGCACGAGCUUCGACCGGAUCGCGUCGCAGAAUGAAUUUACCGUCGUGGAAGGCACGGGGCACACCGGCGUCGGGUCCAUCGUGAACGUCAACAAUGCGCGCGUGGCGGCAGAGUUGGGCGUGGACAUGGUGCUCAUCGCGAAUGGUGGCAUCGGCUCGGCAUUCGACGACUUGUCGUUGAAUCGGGCCAUGUGCCAGCAGUAUGGCGUCCGCAUCCGUGGAGUUAUCCUCAACAAAGUUCGACCCAACAAAAUCGACAUGAUGUGGGACUACUUUCCCAAAGCCCUCAAGCAGUGGGAUAUCCCGCUGUUGGGCGUCGUGCCAGACCUGCCCCGACUUGCGCAGCACUCGAUGAUGGACUUCGAAGAUUUGUUCCAGACGACGCUGCUGAGCGGCCACUCGCGUCGCAUGAAGCAGUACAACGCCGUAAACCUCGUCACAUCUGGGCUGAGACGGUUCCUCGUCGAGCUCUCAUCCAACCACUUCAAUGACACGCUGUUCGUGGCGCACGCGAGUCGCAACGAUAUCAUCCUCGGCUUCCUCUCACAUAGCCAGAACUUUGAGCUCAAGACAGGUCAAGAGUUUGGGGGCGGGCUUAUCCUCACCGGCGUGCCCCCCAAGGACGAGCCCCAAGACUACACGAUGGACAUCAUUUCUCGCGCCAACUUGCCUGUGCUGUACGCGCCGCACACGACGUUUGAAGCUAUGGACAUGAUGGGCAAUUUUACCGCCAAAUUCAACGCCACCGACGUCAACAAAGUACUCUCUUGUGCCAAACACUACGAAGCGUGCAUCGACUUUGCCUCGUUGCUGCGCGAUGCUUAACCCUUUGAUUUUUUAAAUGUAACGUCGAAUGCGAGUCACGAUGAGUAUGCGACAGUGCGGGCACUCGGUCAGCUUGGCGGCGCACGUCGCGCACGUCUCGUGGCCACACCCAAACACAGUGUCCUUGACAUACUCCUGGCAGAUUGCGCACAGGUUGGCUUCUUCCAGCGCAUGGAUACGCUCCAGCAGUUCGUCCACGUUGCUAGUCUUCUUGGCCUCGGGGUUCAGGUCAAGGCCACAGAUCUGGCAUGCGACGUGGGUCGCGGGAUUUACAUAAGUGCAAUGUGCACAUGUCUGGACAUCAGUCGGAGUGUUGAAGCCAGCUACGGUGCUUUCAAUGAGCAAAUUCUGUACGUCAGGAGACGUGGCCACGUCAUACGCCACUUGGCCAGCCUGGACAUGUCAGAAUGCGUUGUCAAACAAUGAUACUAGUACGGCCG
Aphanomyces astaci is the source of this 1607-nucleotide messenger RNA. RefSeq lists its product as hypothetical. The record is from RefSeq and is a predicted model, not a curated record. The transcript has 7 exons. Lineage: Eukaryota; Oomycota; Saprolegniomycetes; Saprolegniales; Verrucalvaceae. Bases 31 to 1167 code for a protein of 378 amino acids.